Messenger RNA from Coccidioides immitis RS, 3510 nucleotides. Its product is annotated as polysaccharide synthase Cps1. Gene Ontology annotation, biological process: transmembrane transport. Bases 456 to 3503 code for a protein of 1015 amino acids. The transcript is spliced from 8 exons. The record is from RefSeq and is a predicted model, not a curated record. Gene Ontology annotation, cellular component: membrane. NCBI's taxonomy places the organism in Eukaryota, Fungi, Ascomycota, Eurotiomycetes, Onygenales, Onygenaceae. Gene Ontology annotation, molecular function: ATP hydrolysis activity; ABC-type transporter activity; ATP binding.
ACUAUUUUGCCAUGGGAUUCUCAACUUCCCCUUGCCUUUGCCCUCAACACCUGAUGUUUGCCUUUUUGUUGCCUUUCUGCGUCGACUUGUUACAAGUUGUGCUUCCGCGGUGGCUGUGUCGAUCAGCUUAUACAUGGCCCUGGUUGCUAUGCUCUGCCUUAGCAUCAUCGGCCUCUGGUUAGAGCACCUGGCAGCAUGCGUUGGAAUACGCCACCGCCGCCCGGGUGAGAAUCGAUCGUUGUCUUCUGCAAUGCCGAAUCAUAAGGCAUCGCCAGAUAAACUGGACAAUAAAGGGUACACCAGCACUCCUUGCGUUUGAUCUUCUGCAACACUUGUUGCAACUCCUAGCCAGUCGUUGGAUUCCAAUCAUGUAUUGACACUGAAGCUGCGCCAGGACGAUAUAUAUCAAGGCCUUUCCCACUGUCUGUCCAUAGCAACAUAUCCCUCUCCCACGUAUGCCUCCUCAAGAGUCCGUCGGGAUGAUGUCCUUUCAACUCUGGGCUUUUUGGUCAAUUUUUUGCUAUCGAUAUGUCCGGCUUAUUGUUAACCUCUGGGCGUAUCACCGGCUUAAACCGAUUCCCCCACCUGGCCCGCUGGGGCCUGCAGAUGUAACGGUGGUCAUCCCCUGCCUCAAUAUCAACCGGCAAAGGCUGGCAGAGACCCUGGAGUCGAUUCGCAAGAAUGGUCCGCGGAAACUCAUUUUGGUAACUGUUAAGGAGGAGCAGGUUGUUGCCGAAGCAGUGAUUGGGAUGGUCGGGCUCUCUCAGGUUCAGGUAGUCACAGUGCAACAAUGUGGUAAAAGAAGGCAGUUGGUGGCAGGAAUUCAGCUUGUUGCAACUGAUAUCACUGUGCUCGCAGAUGAUGAUGUUAUCUGGGAAUCUCCUCAUCUUCUCAAAUGGAUACUCGCACCGUUCGGGAGAGAGAAGAUGGGCGGAGUUGGCACAUGCCAAGGUCUUCAGCAUGGUCUGGUGCACGGCCUGUGCCAGCGCGUCUGGAGUUUCCUUGGGGCAUUGUACCUUGAGCGAAGGAACUUUGACUGUGCUGCAGCAACAUAUAUGGAUGGAGGGACGCCAUGCAUGUCCGGGCGAACCGCCGCAUAUCGCUCUAAGAUUCUGCAGGAUCCCAAAUUCCUUGAGGCCUUUGGGGGCGAAACUUGGCAGAGCAAACAACUCCAGCCUGAUGACGAUAAUUUUAUCACACAUUGGCUGGAUUCCCACUUCUGGGACAUGCAUUUUCAAUAUCAUCCAGAAGCACUGGUUUUGACGACACUUAAGGAUAAUUGGGGGUAUCUGAAACAGUGUCUCCGCUGGUCUCGAAGCAAUUGGAGAAGCAACCUGCGCAGCUUAGUCUGCAAGCGGUUUAUCUGGAGGAGACACGCCUACAGCACCUAUGCUGUUUUUCUAACAACCCUUUCGCCGCCAGCAUUCCUUGUUGAAUCUGCAUUAAUAUGGCUCUGCCACAGGGCAACGGAGAACGACAUUGUCGCGCAUCGAUGGUCAUUGCGGUUGCUCCUUCUUUGGAUGUUUCUCACCAAGGUCAUCAAAUUCUUAGGAUAUUUCAAGCGAAACCCAUCCGAUAUUGCCUUGAUACCAAUUUCCGUCUUGUUUGGCUAUUUUCACGGUAUUCUCAAGGUCUAUGCGGCGUGUACACUUCAUGUUACGUCUUGGGGAACCCGAGACAUGGUGACAAGAGAACCAAAGUUAGGGAAUAAUGAUACUCCGAACCAACGAGCUCCUGACACCUUUGGGUCUUGGUGGCAUUCUUUCAACGCAAAGGAGCGACUCACACCAUGGCGCAGACGUACCAUUUUCUUCUGGACGAAUGCCUGGCCAGCGGGACAACCAAGGCUCCAACUACGACUCCUUGGAGUUGGGCUGUGCUUGCUGGCUGAACGGGCUCUGAAUGUUCUGAUGCCAUUGAGGGUUGGGCAGAUGAUGAGCAGACUAAGCAAAUCAAGCAACUUACCUGAGGAGAUCUAUCAUCUUGCAUUCCUUCACUUCCUUGAACCCGGAUAUUUAAUCGCGAGUGUUAGGACAUAUCUGCUGCUUCCACUAGAGCAUUAUUGGGACCGCAGAUUGAAAAUUAAUACCUUUGCCAAAGUCAUGAGUCUCCCAAGUGAGUUUGAUGAAGCUUGGGACCUCGCCACCCUGUCGGAUGUGAUAUCGGAUGUCGGCUGUUUUGAAGCAGUUAUAUCACUAACAAUUUUUAUGCUUAUUCCCGUACUUUCCGAUACUAUUUUGACAUUUACUUCUAUAUACUACCAACUUGGCAGCCGGGCAGCAGUGUCCUUUGCAGUGAUCAUGGGCUCCUAUAUCUUCCUCUCAGGAAAGCUCCGGUCCCAACAACAUAAUAGAUGGAAGAUAUAUCGUGAUAGCAUCAGAAGGGAAAAGGAGGCCUGUCGUGGCUCUAUUUUUAACUGGCGUACAGUGAUUUGCUUCGGCCGUCUGGAGCAGGAGAUCACCCGGUUUCAAAACAUCGUUGACGCCCGCUUGAAUUCCAGUCAACAUCCCGCUGCUCUUUCAAUACUGAGAGGAGCAUUACAAUUCCUUGUUUAUACAGCAGGUCCAGCUGGCUGUGUCAUGAUAACGCGCAACAUGAGUGAGGUUGCAACAAUGUUCAUUUUCCUCGCGCGAUUGCGAGAGCCUCUGGAAAACAUGCAAAGCUUUCUGGAUGCUAUCCACUUGGAGCUUGCGAAGGUCGAUUCGCUUAUUGAAAUCUCCGAGAAAGAAACAUCAGUCUGUUAUCAACGGCAGAAGGUGCUGUUAGUUAAUCAGGGAAACACCCACUGGAGCAUUGAGUUCAAGAGCGUGGACUUUUCUUACAAUAAACAAUGCCAAGUUCUUGAAGGAUUGUCAUUCAGGGUGCCGGGCGGCGAAACCAUUGCAUUUGUUGGAGAGUCUGGCAGUGGAAAAUCAACCAUCCUGAAUCUCCUUCUGCAACUCCACUUCCCACAACGUGGCUCCAUCCAAAUUAACGAAAGCGAUAUUUCGGAGAGCCAAAAGGAAGGAAUUACCUUUGUCCCCCAGAAACCUAGCUUCUUUAGUGACCGCAGCAUUAUGGAGAAUCUCAAAUACGCCAACUCCAAUGUCGAGGACGCGGAGAUAUAUAAGAUCUGCCACUCAUUGUUAAUCCACGACCGGAUACAACGAUGCCCCGAAGGCUAUAACACCCGGUACCAAGAUGCUAUGUUCUCGGGCGGAGAGCAGCAACGAUUGGCCAUCGCUCGUGCUUUAACCCGGGAUGCGCGGGUUUUGCUUCUGGAUGAACUUACAAACAGCCAGGAUAACAGGACGGCCUCUUGUAUCUUGGAUGUGCUGAAAUCACGGGCUAAUGGUCGGACCACCAUUUUAGUUUCGCACAAUCUCAGGGAGAUUAAGAACGUUCAUCAGAUCUUCUUUCUCGAUAAAGGGAGAGUGGUUGAGCAAGGGAAACAUGAGGAACUUGUUGAUUUGAAAGGUCACUACUACAAACUAUGGUCGAUCCAACAGCAGGCCGGCGAGUAAAAACUUG